CAGACAUUAGUCACAUGACGCGUCGACGUCACGCUUUCUGGAUUCGGACAGGAGAAGAUGGCGGCCUCCUCAGGAGUUAAAGUCCCUCGUAAUUUUCGCUUGUUGGAAGAGCUUGAGGAAGGACAGAAGGGUGUCGGUGAUGGGACGGUGAGCUGGGGUCUGGAGGAUGACGAGGAUAUGACUCUCACACGGUGGACAGGCAUGAUCAUCGGACCUGCACGACGUGACUGGAAGCCUUGGGCACCAGUAAACAACAUGCCAUCCAGGCUGACACAUGACCGCUGGUGGUUACAUUUUUGGUGUAAAAAUAUACUGAAUUGGUAUGAAAAUAAUGUGCAAAUAAUUUUAAUGGUUCUAAAAAUUUUCGUCAGCAUGAAUGGAAUAAAUAAUUCCAAUGGGAUGGUGGAUGCACGUAGCAUACCAAUUCUAGCAAAAUGGCAAAACUCAUAUAGCAUUAAAGUCGUUCUUCAAGAGCUAAGGCGUCUUAUGAUGUCCAAAGAGAAUAUGAAGCUUCCUCAACCACCGGAAGGACAGGCAUACAGUAAUUAAUUGUAAAUGAUUGUUAUGACCCUCUGUCUUAAACCUUACUCUCUUAGAAAUGUCUUGUAAAUCGUCAGAAAAAGAAAAAACGAAACAAAUUUUGCUCACUCCACACUCAAACAGUCUCCUCUGCGGGAGCACGAUUGGACAUUUCUAAUAGUUUAGCUUGAGAAACAAAGAAAGCAAAACGCUUAUAUUGUGUGGCACCAUGUUCAAUUCUGUUUUAAAGUUAAGAGUGCACAAAUCUCUCUCUUCCAGUAACAUUUACAUCGACCACAAGCUUUAUGAUGAUGAACUGAAUCCAGCCAGCAUAGACGCAGAAAAGAAGGCAUGCUAGGUGAGGUUUAUACAGAUCUGUUCGUUUUAAGUUAAAGUAACAGGACACCAAAAAAAAAUAUAGGAUGCAUAUACAACGGCAUGCUUAUUAAUAAAAAUAAGAGAAAAAAAAAAACUUAAAUUGUAAGUUAACUGAACUUUUUUUUGUGUGUGUAUCUGAACCCCUCACUGACAAUAACGUUAAGGGUCCUAAAAGUGUGCCUGUAGUCUGCUAGUAUCGCAAAAGGAGUGGGAGUGGUUCUGAACUUUCUCUUCUGUUUCGUUUUUAGUUUUUAAUGUCUGUAUUUGACACAAUCGCAGUGUGUUUCAGCGCGUUGUAAACGUAUGCUCUGUUCUGUUCCGAAAUCAAACCGUGCACAAGCAUCUGUCGGGUGCAUUAAAAUAUGACUCUCCAACCUGCUAUCAGACUCCGUUUGUAUACGAGUCCAUCACACGCCGCAGAAAUAUGCUGAGAUGUUAUUGUACGAAUAAAACCGCAAACCCUUGCCAUUCAGGGACGGCAUUCGGAGAGUGUCCGACUCGCUGUUUUGCAUCAUUUGAAUGACACCGCCUUAGUUUUACAGUGAUAGAUUCAUUUUAUACAUCAGUCCUACCAGUAAACGCUCACAUUGAUCUCAUAUCACUGCAAUGUUACUGAACAUAAGUGUGUGUUGUUGUGAUCCUUAACAUUUAAAUCGCUCAUUACAUAAGUUUCUCUGAUGCGUUUGAAGAUUUUACACACUUCGUAAGGUGACGUACUGUGAAAAUCAUUUCAAAAGUGAGUUUGAGGUAGGGUGUUUUCAGUAGGAAUCACUGAUUGUGUCAAUGGUAAGGAUUUGCUGUGUACUUGCCCUUGCUUAACCACAGUGCUUUAUGACUCCACCUGUAACUGCGACAGCAUGCUGUUAAGUAGCUUUCAUUACGCCACCAUCUAGUACUUCAGAAAUUAUAUUAUUAGAACCACUGUUAUAAUCCUUAGGAACUCUAACUUAAUCAUUGAAUUAAAUUGUAAUUCCAGUGAAUGGUGGGGGUUUGUUGUGCUGUUCUUUAUUUAUGCUUCGGUUGGCUAUAGCCUUUUUAUUGAAGUCUUUAUUAGCGAAAACUAAUAGGCAGUUAUUGUGCAAAUUAAUAUAUGUGGUCUUGACAUUUUCAGAUCCACAGAUGAAUCACCCUGUAAUGCACAUAAGAAACAUUUUUUUUCUCCUCCCUGUUCAUUUUUGUUAGUACUUUUUUUUUUAAAGACAUAUAAUCAAGUUAAGUUGAAUUUGUGACACCGGGGCUAUGUUCAGAAUAAUAAAACAAACAUUGUGGAACACA
This is a messenger RNA of Sinocyclocheilus grahami, 2172 nucleotides long. Its product is annotated as ubiquitin-conjugating enzyme E2 variant 2-like. The record is from RefSeq and is a predicted model, not a curated record. The transcript has 5 exons. Bases 58 to 549 code for a protein of 163 amino acids. NCBI's taxonomy places the organism in Eukaryota, Metazoa, Chordata, Actinopteri, Cypriniformes, Cyprinidae.